GACAAGAUGUGCGUCAAUUGUCUGUGUCUUUUAGGACUCAUCACACUUUUGGAUACAAAAAUUGAAGGAAAAACUUAUGUAUACUCAAAAAAUCCAAUUUUUAUACCAAAAAUUUUAACUCGUAAUUUAAAAUUACAUAAUAACAUUCCUAUACGUUUCACUGAGGAAAAUAAACAUACUAUUUAUCGUGAUAUAAAAAAUUUCAAUGACCACAAACCACACUCAGCAAAUAAGCUCAUGAAAAAAUAUAAAAAAUUACCUGAUUCUCCUUCACUUUAUCUGGAACCGCCAAAACUUUUAAAAAAAGAUAAAAAAAAUAAACGAUUACAUUUGAAAAAAAAAAAAAAAUCAAAAUACAAUGUUAACGUAACAACAGAAACUUCAAAUGAUAAAAAAAAUGAACAAAUUCGUCCUGCUUAUGAAAGAGAUCAUGCUCCAUCACAACAACUUGAAGAGGAGACAAGUGAAACUAAAACGAAAGAAGAUGACUACAAAGUUGACAAAGAAAAAGAGCCUGAAAGAAAUAGAAUUGACUUUCAUAUUCAUAAUCAUGAAGGACCAGAUACUUAUAUAUUUGGAUUUGACACUGGAGAUGGAGACAACAGACAAUUUCGAAUGGAAGAAAGACAUGAAAAUGGUACAGUAACUGGUCACUAUGGCUAUUAUGAUGCUCGUGGAAAACUUAGAAAAAUUUUUUACUCAUCAAAGCCUUCACUUGGAUACACAGAAGAUCCACCCAUAUCAACAAGUGAUUCUCGUUGA
Messenger RNA from Aphidius gifuensis, 762 nucleotides. RefSeq lists its product as uncharacterized. NCBI's taxonomy places the organism in Eukaryota, Metazoa, Arthropoda, Insecta, Hymenoptera, Braconidae. The transcript has 4 exons. Bases 7 to 762 code for a protein of 251 amino acids. The record is from RefSeq and is a predicted model, not a curated record.